UCAUUUAACUGAUAAAUCAUCCGUCUCUGCGUUAAAGGAAUUUUUUUAACUUUAAUUCGAAACUGUCCUCUGUCCCGUGAAUUAAAUCAUUUAUUUAUUUCAUAGGUGAAAGCAACGUUUGAAUAUAAUAUUAAUCUGCGAAAAUGUCGAAAACUGCUUUGCUAAUUCUCUCUGAAGGCGCUGAAGAAAUGGAAGCUAUUAUAUCUGCUGAUGUUCUUAGGAGAGCCGGUAUUAAGGUGACUGUAGCUGGCUUACAGGGCGCUGGUCCAACAAAAUGCAGCAGGGAUAUCGUCAUUGUUCCAGAUUGCGGUAUAACUGAUGCUGCCAAAGAAAAUUAUGAUGUUGUCAUUUUGCCUGGGGGCCUUCAAGGUGCUGAAAAUUUGGCUCAGAGUGAUAUUGUGAAAGAAAUCCUUCAAUCUCAGGAAAAGAAUGGACGCCUUAUUGCUGCAAUUUGUGCUGCCCCUAUUGCCCUAAAGAGCCAUGGUAUUGGCAACGGAAAGAAAAUAACUUCAUAUCCAGGGAAAAAAGCAGAGUUAUCUACAGGUGAAUAUCAGUACUCGGAGAAUCGUGUGGUUGUUGACGAGCAAUUGAUAACCAGCAGAGGUCCCGGCACAGCUUUCGAGUUUGCCUUGACUAUUGUCGGAUAUUUACUCGGGAAAGAUAAAGCAGCAUCCAUGGUGGAACCCAUGCUGAUUAAACUGUGAGAGAAACAUAAUUAUCCACCUCAUUUGUGCCAGUGACGUCUAACAGAUUCUGUUGUCAAAAAGAAAAAGAAAAUGAAAAAUAGAAUUGUAAUUCAGUUACAAUAAUAUGUAUGAGAAUUUGAUGUCUCAAGUUUGUAAUAAAAAUGUUGAUUUUUC
This is a messenger RNA of Uloborus diversus, 860 nucleotides long. RefSeq names its product Parkinson disease protein 7 homolog (gene dj-1beta). Gene Ontology annotation, cellular component: cytosol; nucleus. Gene Ontology annotation, molecular function: protein deglycase activity. Gene Ontology annotation, biological process: protein deglycation, glyoxal removal; guanine deglycation, glyoxal removal. The coding region runs from base 144 to 704 and encodes 186 amino acids. The record is from RefSeq and is a predicted model, not a curated record. Lineage: Eukaryota; Metazoa; Arthropoda; Arachnida; Araneae; Uloboridae. The transcript is spliced from 5 exons.